Molecule: messenger RNA, 6188 nt
Organism: Jaculus jaculus (lesser Egyptian jerboa)
Lineage: Eukaryota; Metazoa; Chordata; Mammalia; Rodentia; Dipodidae
Gene: Col4a2
Product: collagen type IV alpha 2 chain
Exons: 48
Coding region: 153-5276 (1707 amino acids)
Cellular component (GO): collagen trimer; basement membrane
Molecular function (GO): extracellular matrix structural constituent
Source: RefSeq, a predicted model, not a curated record
CGGGAACCCGAGCGGGGACGACGGCCUGCCGCGCGCGGCUGCGGCGCUUCCGAAGGGGCCCGUGCGCCGGCUGGUGGGGGCGACAGCUCCCUACGCCGGACACCGAGGCUAGGAGGGGACAGAGUCCUGCCGAAAGCUGACCGAGAGGGACCAUGGCCGGAGAGCGGUGCGCGAUGCCCGGACCGACUCUGCGACGGUGGCUAUGGCUGGGGACCGUGACCGUGGCGUUCCUGACCCAGAGCGUCUUGGCCGGUGUGAAGAAGUUUGAUGUGCCCUGUGGAGGGAGAGACUGCAGCGGAGGCUGUCAGUGCUACCCAGAGAAAGGAGGGCGGGGUCAGCCCGGGCCAGUGGGCCCUCAGGGCUACAACGGGCCACCAGGGCUGCAAGGGUUCCCCGGACUGCAGGGCCGCAAAGGUGACAAGGGCGAACGGGGAGCCCCAGGGCCGACAGGACCCAAAGGAGACGUGGGAGCGAGAGGUGUUUCCGGAUUCCCUGGAGCAGACGGAAUUCCAGGACAUCCCGGGCAAGGUGGGCCCCGAGGAAGGCCUGGCUAUGAUGGUUGCAAUGGAACCAGAGGAGACGCAGGCCCGCAGGGGCCCUCGGGCUCCGGGGGCUUCCCCGGCCUCCCUGGACCCCAAGGACCCAAGGGACAAAAAGGCGAACCUUAUGCACUGUCGGAAAGGGACCGCGACAAAUACAGGGGUGAACCUGGAGAGCCUGGACUGGUUGGUUACCAGGGUCCUCCUGGCCGCCCAGGACCAAUAGGGCAGAUGGGGCCCGUCGGAGCCCCAGGAAGACCGGGACCACCUGGGCCCCCAGGACCUAAAGGACAACCAGGCAACAGAGGACUCGGCUUCUAUGGAGAAAAGGGUGAAAAGGGUGACGUAGGACAGCCAGGACCCAAUGGGAUUCCAUCUGACGUCACUCUCAUCGGGCCCACAAUGACGACAUUCCCCCUGGAUCAGUACAAGGGUGAAAAAGGCAGUGAGGGCGAACCAGGGAUGCCAGGUAUCUCCUUGAAGGGCGAGGAAGGAGUCAUGGGCUUUCCAGGAGCACGGGGUUUCCCUGGCCUCGAUGGAGAGAAAGGAGCCUCAGGACAGAAGGGAAGCAGAGGCCAGGAUGGUUUCCAAGGCCCCAGUGGGCCCCGAGGACCCAAGGGAGAACGAGGAGAACGGGGCCCCCCAGGAGCUCCUGCCUACUCGCCCCAUCCUUCGCUGGCAAAAGGUUCCAGGGGUGACCCAGGAUUCCCAGGAACCCACGGAGAGCCAGGAAGCAGGGGUGAGCCAGGAGACCCUGGCCCCAUAGGCCCUCCUGGCCUGUCCAUCGGAGAUGGAGAUGACAAGAGAGGCCUGCCGGGAGAAAUGGGACCCAAAGGCUACAUAGGAGAACCAGGUCUCCCUGCACUCUAUCCAGGCCCACCUGGAGCUGACGGGAAGCCAGGGCUCCCAGGAGUCCCUGGACCUGCUGGUCCACCUGGACCAGAUGGUUAUCUGUUCGGCCUUAAAGGAGUGGAAGGACGAGUGGGCUAUCCUGGGCCUUCCGGUUUCCCAGGGACUCGAGGACAGAAAGGAUGGAAAGGUGAAGCUGGGGACUGCAAGUGUGCAGACGGCCUCGGGGGUCUCCCAGGACUCCCAGGAACCAAGGGCUUCCCGGGCAUCAGUGGGACUCCAGGGAGGAAAGGCGACCAAGGAGACCCCGGCCAGCACGGCAUCCCUGGGUUCCCUGGGUUCAAGGGAGCCCCUGGCCAUGUUGGAGUUCCUGGGCCCAAAGGAGUAAAAGGAGAUUCCAGAACAAUCACCACGAAAGGUGAACGAGGACAGCCAGGUGUCCCCGGUGUGCACGGAAUGAAGGGUGACGAUGGCAUCCCAGGGCGGGAUGGACUGGACGGCUUCCCUGGCCUUCCGGGGCCUCCGGGCGACGGCAUCAAAGGCCUUCCAGGAGACUCAGGUUACCCUGGCCUACCUGGGACCAAGGGCUUUCCAGGGGAAGCAGGCCCCCCCGGACUGGGCUUGCCUGGCCCCAAAGGCGAGCGUGGUUUCCCUGGAGAUUCCGGAUUGCCCGGACCGCCUGGCUUCCCUGGUCCUCCCGGUCCCCCAGGCACGCCAGGACAAAUAGACUGUGACACAGGUGUGAAAAGGCCUAUUGGAGGUGACCAGCAGGAGAUUGUCCCAGCAGGUUGUGCUGGAGGCCCAAAGGGAUUGCCAGGCCAGCCAGGACCCCCGGGGUCCCCAGGUGUCAAGGGUAUCAGGGGAACACCAGGAUUCUCAGGAGCUGAUGGGGCACCAGGGCUCAAGGGCUUCCCUGGAGAACCAGGUCGUGAAGGCUUCCCAGGACCUCCAGGGUUCAUGGGCCCCCGAGGAUCCAAAGGUGCCACAGGCCGCCCGGGUCCUGAUGGACUCCCAGGCCCCAUCGGCCUUCCAGGGCCAGCCGGACCCCCUGGGGACAGAGGGAUUCCAGGAGAAGUCCUAGGAGCCCAGCCAGGGCCCCGCGGAGAUGCUGGCCUACCAGGACACCCUGGGCUGAAAGGCGUCCCAGGAGAGAGGGGGCCCCCUGGAUUCAGAGGAAGCCAGGGGAUGCCUGGGAUGCCAGGACUUAAAGGUCAGCUGGGCUUCCCAGGACCGUCAGGCCAGCCAGGACUGCCCGGACCCCCAGGACAAUACGGAUUCCCAGGAGCUCCCGGCCGAGAGGGGCCCUUGGGCCUGCCAGGUGCCCCAGGCCUUGGAGGUCUUCCUGGGGACAGGGGGCAGCCUGGUGACACAGGUGUCCCUGGCCCUGUGGGCAUGAAAGGCCUGUCUGGGGACAGAGGCGAUGCUGGAGUGCCAGGCGAGCGCGGUCACCCAGGAAGCCCCGGAUUUAAAGGGAUGGAGGGGACGCCUGGUGUCCCUGGAAAGAAAGGGGAGCGAGGCUCGCCUGGAAUGGAUGGCUUUCAGGGCAUGGUGGGACUCAAAGGAAGGCCUGGGAUCCCAGGAUUCAAGGGAGAAUCUGGAUUCUUCGGAAUUCCUGGUCUGAAGGGCCCGGCUGGAGAGCCCGGUGUUAAAGGCAACAGAGGAGAACCCGGCCCCCCAGGACCACCUCCCAUCAUCCUACCAGGGAUGAAGGACAUUAAAGGGGAGAAAGGAGAUGAAGGGCCAAUGGGCCUGAAAGGCUACUUUGGCUUGAAAGGUACCCAAGGAAUGCCAGGGGUCCCCGGGCUGGCAGGAAUACCAGGGCUACCUGGAAGGCCCGGCUACAUCAAAGGAGUCAAGGGGGACAUCGGCGUCCCCGGGGUGCCAGGCUUGCCGGGGUUCCCUGGAGUGGCUGGCCCUCCCGGAAUUAUCGGAUUCCCCGGAUUCACAGGAAGUCGGGGUGACAAGGGUGCUCCUGGCAGAGCAGGUCUUUACGGAGAGACUGGCCCUACUGGGGACUUUGGUGAUAUUGGGGACACUAUAGACUUACCAGGAAGCCCAGGUCUGAAGGGGGAACGGGGCAUCACCGGAACUCCAGGUGUCAAGGGGUUCUUUGGAGAGAAAGGAGCUGAGGGUGAAGUCGGCUUUCCCGGGAUCACAGGCCUGGCUGGAGCCCAGGGCACUCCUGGACUUAAAGGACAGACAGGCUUCCCAGGGCUCACCGGACUGCGGGGCCCACAGGGAGAGCCAGGACGGACCGGAGCGCCUGGUGACAAGGGAGACUAUGGCUGGCCCGGGGCACCAGGCUUACCAGGUUUCCCUGGAAUCCGAGGAAUCAGUGGAUUACACGGCCUGCCGGGCACCAAGGGCUUCUCCGGAUCCCCAGGUGCCGACAUCCAUGGAGAUCCAGGGUUCCCGGGCCCUAUUGGGGAGAGGGGUGAUCCCGGAGAGCCCAACACACUCCCAGGCCCUGUGGGAGUCCCAGGACGGAAAGGCGAGCAGGGAGCUCCAGGGGAACGAGGCCCAGUCGGGACCCCAGGACUUCAGGGCUUCCCCGGCGUUUCCCCCCCUUCCAACAUAUCUGGCGCACCGGGUGAUAUAGGGUCACCGGGGAUAUUUGGCCCAGACGGUUACCAAGGUCCAGCAGGCCCACCUGGCCCAGCCGCACUCCCUGGAAGCAAAGGAGAUGAAGGGAGCCCGGGGGCUCCAGGAAGUCCCGGUGUCAAAGGAUGGGUUGGAUACCCAGGGCCGCAGGGCCGUCCUGGUGUGUUUGGUCUCCCGGGAGAGAAAGGAGCCAGGGGGGAUCCAGGAUUCAUGGGCAACACUGGCGCCACUGGAGCUGUGGGUGACCGAGGCCCCAAGGGACCCAAAGGAGACCAGGGAUUCCCUGGUGCUCCAGGCUCCAUGGGAUCCCCAGGCAUUGCAGGAAUCCCCCAGAAGAUUGCCGCCCAGCCUGGAUCCAUGGGUCCCCAGGGCAGGAGAGGUCUUCCCGGAGCACAGGGAGAGAUGGGACCACAAGGCCCUCCAGGAGAUCCAGGUCUUCGUGGGGCUCCAGGCAAGGCCGGGCCUCAGGGACGAGGUGGUGUGUCUGCAGUUCCAGGGUUCCGUGGAGAUCAAGGGCCCAUGGGGCACCAGGGCCCAAUCGGCCAAGAAGGGGAGCCAGGCCGUCCAGGGAGCCCAGGCCUACCAGGGAUGCCAGGCCGCAGUGUCAGCAUCGGCUACCUCCUGGUGAAACACAGCCAGACGGACCAGGAGCCCAUGUGCCCUGUGGGCAUGAACAAGCUCUGGAGUGGGUACAGCCUACUGUACUUCGAGGGCCAAGAGAAAGCCCACAACCAGGACCUGGGGCUGGCAGGCUCCUGCCUGGCACGCUUCAGCACCAUGCCCUUCCUGUACUGCAACCCGGGCGACGUCUGCUACUACGCCAGCCGCAACGACAAAUCCUCCUGGCUGUCCAGCACCGCCCCGCUGCCCAUGAUGCCCGUGGCCGAGGAGGAAAUCAAGCCCUACAUCAGCCGCUGCUCUGUGUGCGAAGCCCCGGCCAUGGCCAUCGCCGUCCACAGCCAGGACGUCUCGAUACCCCACUGCCCGGCAGGCUGGCGGAGCCUGUGGAUCGGCUAUUCCUUCCUCAUGCACACGGCAGCUGGGGACGAAGGCGGUGGCCAGUCGCUGGUGUCACCGGGCAGCUGUCUGGAGGACUUCCGGGCCACGCCAUUCAUCGAGUGCAACGGGGGUCGUGGGACUUGCCACUACUUCGCCAACAAGUACAGCUUCUGGCUGACCACCAUCCCGGAGCAGAGCUUCCAGGGCUCACCGUCGGCGGACACGCUCAAGGCCGGCCUCAUCCGCACGCACAUCAGCCGCUGCCAGGUGUGCAUGAAGAACCUGUGAGGCCUGGCCAGCUCCGCGCGGGACCGUCACUUUGGUGCUUAUUUUUAUUAGUUGUUUUUUUUUAAUUUGGAUCUUUUGAGACCGAGUCUCACUUUGUAGCCCCGCCUGGCCUGGAACUAUGUAACCCGAGGCUGGCCUCAAACUCGUGGCAAACCUCCUGCCUCAGCCUCCCCACGUGCUGGGAUUUACAGGCAUGCGCCACCUCACCCAGCUUGGUGCUUACUCUUAACUUAUUACCUCAGAUGCUGACCCCAAAGUUGAUCUUAGUAUUUUCUUUUAAAAAUUUAAAAAAAAAAAAUUACCAAAGGAAUUCUGCACCAGCUCUCGCACCAAAUCGCCUCUGCCAGCAAGUGGGCACUGGACCCUCUGGGCUCCACCACCCACAGGUUGUGGCACUGCUAAUACCAACUGUGCCGCCCAGUGUAGACAUCCAGAGAGUGCCCCACGUGUCACGGUGCUUCCUCUGGCCGUGGACGGCUCUCAUUGCUACUCUCACAUCCAUAUGACAGCAGAUGAGACUCUGGCCCGAGCGCGGUGGCUGGAGCCGGACCUGACCACCACCCAUUCCCACAUGGGGGUCCCUGCGGUGCACCUGGGCCCACUUUCAAAGCCGAGGGGAGGCAUGGCAGUUCUGUCUCUCCCAACACACACGGUGAGCUGGCCAAGUCCCCCCAGCAGUCACAGAGGACCGUUCUUCCCUAAGUCAAUGGCUCUGGCCACACUCACAGGGAGGCACAGCCCUGUCUAGCCCUCGCCAUUGCCAUCAUCUGCUGGAAGGGAAACUUGCCAAAUACACAGUGGUGUCCCAAGACCAGCGUCCCCAAGACACCUCCCACCUAUUCCCUGCAAGAAGCUGUCCUGUACGCCUAUCCCGUGUAACGCCACAAAUAAAAAUUAUAAUGGAUAUUUCUA